AUGAGCCGAAAUACAAUUGUUGAACUGAAUCAAGAUAUAGGAUGUUAUCUACUACGAUUUAUUGACGGAUUAGAUGCGAUUACUUUUAUUGAAGCUGUAAACAAUACUAAUCAAUUUUGGUCAAUUGCAAAAACAUUAGACCACCAUUUUAUUGAGUUAAUCAAAGGAUUCUGUGACCAUCAAAGAAUUUUAUUACCCCGUGCAUUAUUUGAAAGUUUCACAGAAGACUAUGAAAUCGAUGAUGCUCGACUCCGAUUAGUUCCGAAGCACUAUUCGGAUGUUAUUGAGCCGUCAGAGCGCCUAUAUAUUUAUCCAGCCUUCAGUACUGGUGGAUUUGCAAAAUUAUGUGAAGUCUAUAAGACUUCUCUCUUUGAAUGUUAUUCUCGACUUGUACCAUUGAACAACGUUUGGUACAGUGCAGAUUUCGGACUUCUUAAUUAUGAAUUGUACAUUCACACAAUUGGAUCAGAACGUCUAUUAAAUGAUCACGAGAAAAAGUUGUUCAAAGUAAAUACAUAUUUCGAUGUACAACUAGGUCGAACCUCUGAUUUGCAUCCAAUGUUUGUAUCGACUAUGGAAGAAUUUAAUCAGAACCUACUCGUGCGUUUUUCAUCGAACCUAUGGAUGGAAGCCAUAGAUUUCUCAAAAUGGGCUCUUGCUGGUGGAUGUGUUCUAAAUGCAUUGUGUCAAUCGCCAUUUCCAGAUACUAGUGAACAAGAUAUCAAUUUAGUGUACUGUAUAGACGACAUAUUAGAUUUUACAACCGCAGUAAACGUCGCCAUAAGCCGUCUCAAUCAAACAAUCAUGACAAAUUUAAAUGCCGGAAUUAAAACGGAAAAAAUUCCGGGAACACCUAGCUACAAUGUGUUUCUACCCUGUAAUGUACGGUUGAACUUUACCUGGAUGCCGAUAAGAAAUUCAAAGAGUCCACUUUCUCACAUUCUUCAUAAUUUCGACAUGGACAUUUGUCAAGUAGCUUUCAACGGACAUACCAUCGUGUCAACAUUUGCAUUCUUACAAGCGCUCGCCACGAAAUCGUUUAUCAGUUAUACUUUGUAUGCUCGAAGUCCAAAACAUUUAUGUAGUCGUAUACAAAAGUAUUGUAACAGAGGAUUUAAACUUCUGGAACCCGUUGAUUUUGACGGGAAUUUUGAUGUAUUGAUGGCACAAGAAGAAAUUCCACCAUAUCGAGUUGAGCAACAUCAAUAUAUAGAUGAUAAUGGUGACAUUCAAAUUGUUCAAAAAGAAUUUCGCCGGCCAUUUCUAGACAAUAUAGACACAUUUCAACUUCAAGAGAAAUUUAUCAAUAUGAUCUGUCCUGAACUACUACAGUAUAAAUGA
This is a messenger RNA of Adineta ricciae, 1341 nucleotides long. The record is from the annotation of a GenBank genome assembly. NCBI's taxonomy places the organism in Eukaryota, Metazoa, Rotifera, Eurotatoria, Adinetida, Adinetidae.